Macrosteles quadrilineatus (aster leafhopper) is the source of this 1116-nucleotide messenger RNA. RefSeq lists its product as uncharacterized. The transcript has 5 exons. Bases 1 to 1116 code for a protein of 371 amino acids. Lineage: Eukaryota; Metazoa; Arthropoda; Insecta; Hemiptera; Cicadellidae. The record is from RefSeq and is a predicted model, not a curated record.
AUGAAGUCACUGUCGUAUGUGUACCUGUGUCUGAUCUUCAUCUUAGCACAAAUACCAUUCUUUGUUGAAUCUUCAAAAGAAGUUACAAAUAUAGAGAUUACAACUAAGAGUGGGAUUAGAGAUUCCCUAAAUGCAAAUCAAUGGACAAAAAGGAAAAGUAUGCAUCACAAAGAACACAAAAGAGGAAGACACAACAGACACUCUUCAGCAAAGAGAUAUUUUGAGAAACAGCUGUUGGUUAGGAACAGAACACUGGCUUUACUAGGAACCGGAAUGGAAAAAUUUCUCCCAAACGCUGUGGAUCUAUUGGACAUAAACCCACAAGAACUUCCAGGGGAAUCUCCAUUUCAAAAAUGGCACAAUCAUGGAAAGAAAAAUACUGAACUAGAAGUAAACAACACAAAGCCAAAUUUACCAGAUGAAAUUCUCAAACGAAACCAACUUCUUGAUUUGGAAGAAGAUCAAAGUUUCUCUGAUGUCAGGGGUGAUCAAAUGAUAGGAUAUGAUUACAGAUAUGAGUCAGCGAAAGUUGAAGACACUGAGGUUCUACAACUGAACCUGGGGAGAGCUUUAAAAACGUUACUGAGAAUAUUCUCCAUCUCAUCAAACAACAAAACUGAAACCAACCCAUGCAAAAAGUGGAUGGGUUGCAAGAAGCAGUUAAAACAAGUGCUUAUGGGUCAGUUGCCAUCUUGUCCUUGUGAAUACCCGAGCAGCAUCUUCUAUGAAGACAAAGUGUGGGACAAGAGGUUAGGAAGGUAUUUCCGCUGGAAGGACGCCAGUGGGGAGAGAUUGGACGUUUACAAACCUGGGGCGGAUUACUGCAUAAGAAGUUUGAUUAACCAGGGUUCUUCAAGCCUGGCAGUGCAACAAUGCUGCUAUGAUAGACACCGAAGACUCAUCACCAGAGGUUCUGGAGCAGGGACUCCCAACCUGAUCAGUCCGGAUAUCUCCCCUCAGCUGCACCACUCCGUGGAUAUCCUUCCUUGGAUACUGUGUAAGGGAGACUUCACGAUAUACAACAGAGCCAGACCCCCGGAUAAUGGACUCAACUGCUCUGUAAACCCUGUGGCUAGAGAGUUCAACAGACAGAUCCAUCUAGCGAAGUACUUCUGA